UAAUACAUAUACAUAACUUUAAAAAUUUUUUCUUAAAUUGAUAAAAUUUGAUGAAUAAAUUUUAAAAAUCAUAAUUUUAAUAUGAGGAAUAUAAAUAAUACAUAGAGUAGAAUCGAAAGUUAUGCAUGUUUAAAAAUACUUUAUUUUACAGGUUACAUUGAUUUAUAAUAAUAAAUAUAUAUAAUCAUUAAGUUUAAAAAUAUUUAUAAUAUAUAUUUUUUUAUGAAACGAUUAUAUAUAUUAUGAAAUUAUUGAAAUUAUUAUUUGAUAAAUUAAUAUUUAUAUGAAAUAGUAUUAGAAUUUAUAAGGAAUAUAUUUUUAUUUAUACCAUACCACAUUUAUACUAUAUAAUAUUGAAUAUAAAUCAUGUAAUUUUAUACGUUUCGAUUAUUUUAUAUAUAUAUAUAUAUAUAUAUUUCAUUAUAAUGAGUAAAAAAAACAUUAAUAAUGAAUUGAAUUAUUUUGUUUCUAGCACUUCUUAUUUCAUAAUAUUAUUCUAUUACUUAAUGUUACAUCAUGGAGAAAACUAUGUUGUUAAUCUAUGAUCCAUGUUUCAAAACACAAAUGUAUAAAUCAACCAGAAGUUUCUUGAUUGACCUUGAUAGUGAUUGUAUAUUAUAAUUGUAAUUUUCAAGAAUUAAACUGAAACACGACGGAUUGUCUAUAUUGCCUUUUUUUAUAGAAUAAUUUAGUUUUGUUAUAUUGGCCUUUUAGAUGUUUGAUAUUUGAUAACAUAACCAAUAAAAGGCUACUAGAGUGUGAAACAAUAUUUGUUUCAUUUUUCUCAUGGGCUUUAUCGAUGAUGAAUUGCAAGAAAUAUCAAAACUUUGUCAAAAUGUUGUUGAUGGUAGUCGCCUCGUUUCUUGUGUACGCACGAUGGUGCGAGUGGAAAUAACAAAAACAAAGUUCAAAACAAUUGUCGCGUGCAUCCAAUUUUCUAAAGACUAUCCCUAUACUCCAUUAUUAAUUGAGUUGAAAAGCAAAACUCUAUCUGUGAAAUUGCUUGAUGGUUUAACAGAAGUCUGUGAAAAGGAAUGCAAAAAAUUAUUAGGAAAAGCUCAGGUGUUGCCAAUAUUAAAGUUCAUUCGUAACUUUAUUGAUGAAAAUCCUUUAAUUUGUUGCUAUGAUGAAAUCUCAGGCAUAAAAAAUAUCUUAGAAAAUAGUGAUGAAUUAAAAUUGAAACAGAAACAUUCUUGUAUUGGUUUGAAAGUUCAACAAGGAUUAUAUUAUUUCAAGGCCAAAAUUGAAAUACCAGAUAAUUAUCCAGUUGCUUGUGUAAAAUUGGAAGAUGCAGAUACAAAUUUUCCUCCAUUGUUUACACGUCACUUCAUUGGUCAAGGAAAAGAAUUAGCUAGACAAUGCGUAGAACCACCACUUAACAAAAAACAACAAAUACCUUUUACACCUUCACCAUCCUUAAAAGUUGUUACUACUUUCCUUAUAAAGUGUGUAAAAACAUUACCACAAGAACGUUGUCAAUCAUGCAGACAAAUAUGUUUGCCAACCAAUCCAGAAAAUGCAGAAAUAAACGAAACUGCAAAUAUGCAUGUAGAAAGACUUUAUUGUGGACAUUUAUUUCAUUUACAAUGUCUUGUAACAUUCAUGAAGACUCCUCCAUUCCAUGGGGGUAAAAAAUGUCCAACUUGUGGACAACGUAUUUAUCACGAAAAAUGGGGAGUAAGCGAUAAACUUGCGGAAGAACGUUGGGCACAUCAACAAGCCCGAGCAAGAGAACUAGCAGAGGUAGAAGAUUUCUUCAAUUGAAAUCGAUAAUUUUAUUUGAAUCAUCUCAAUAAGUGGUAUUCCUACAUAAAAUGCAAUAUCAUAAUAAUCCAUCAUCAUGGAUAAGAGUUUAAAGAAAGAAAGAAAAAGUAAGACAGGAGUGUAGGAAAAUAUCAAAUUUUGUAAAAUAUUAUUUAUAAUUCUACGCGUUUUUUAACAUUCGCGAUUGAAUGUAUGUAGGCCAGUUAAGAGAAGGUAUUUUUUAAUACCGUUAAAUCUCUAUUAUAAUAUAUACCAAACAAUUUAUAUUUAUAUUACACUUUAUAAUAACUUUUCCUUAAUAUGGUGCUAUUACUUUAAACUAUUCAUUUUUUAUCGAAUUAAUAUUUAAAAAUUUCGUAAUAAGAUUUUGACUAAAAAAUUCAUUUAAUGAUUUUUUAUAAUUCUCUAUGAAUAAUGUAAACAAAAAUUUACGUGUUUAAUAAUUUUUUAUAUUGUGUAUUUGAAUUUGUAUUUCGAAAUAAUUAUAGGAUAGUAAAUUCAAAUUAAAUAUUUAUAUCUAAUUAAGAUAUUUGAAAAGACUAACUCUAUCGAAAAAAGUGUUAAUUUAUAGUGUGUUAAAGUACUCACACAAUUUGGUUAUCAAGUGCCUUUUCAUAUUUUAUUAUUAUAAGAAUAUUGGAUAUUGCUUGUAGAGUAUUGUGAAGUGCGUUUUAUGAUUUUGUUCUCAAUAUUUGAUAUUAAAUUGAAUUAAAUUGAAUUAAAUCAAA
This is a messenger RNA of Apis cerana (Asiatic honeybee), 2492 nucleotides long. RefSeq lists its product as uncharacterized. The record is from RefSeq and is a predicted model, not a curated record. Gene Ontology annotation, molecular function: protein binding. NCBI's taxonomy places the organism in Eukaryota, Metazoa, Arthropoda, Insecta, Hymenoptera, Apidae.